AUGGUCACAGCACUGGCCGAGAGAAACCAGCUCGAAGAAGCUCGCAUUCUCUUCGAUCGAGCUCCUUGUCACGACGACGUGGUGUGGACUGCCAUGAUCGUGGCCUACUCCAACCACGGCCACCUCGAAGAAGCCAUGAAGAUGUUUGCACGGAUGCCACAGCGCGAUCUCGUCGCUUGGACGGCAAUGGUGGCGGCAAUUGCUUUGCACGGGAGCUUGAUCGAUGCCAGAGCCUUGUUCGACCAAAUGCCACAGCACGAUAGCGUCGCGUGGAACACGAUGCUGGGAGCUUACAUCCAGAGCAAUUGUCUCGUCCAAGCGCGGGAGCUCUUUGCGGCCAUGCCAGUGAGAGACACAGCGAACUGGAACACGAUCCUUGCCGCGAGCGCUGAAAGGGGGAAUGUCUUGCAGGCUGGGAAGAUCUUCUCCACAUUGCCUGAACGGAGCAUUGUGUUGUGGAACGCGAUGGUUUUUGGCAGCAUGGCGAUGGAGGGCGAGGCGAGAAACGAGAUAAGUUUCCAGGGAAAUCUCCUGACUUGCAACCACGGUGGCACUCGACUACUUUAG
This is a messenger RNA of Selaginella moellendorffii, 567 nucleotides long. RefSeq names its product pentatricopeptide repeat-containing protein At2g35030, mitochondrial-like. Gene Ontology annotation, biological process: RNA modification. Gene Ontology annotation, molecular function: protein binding; RNA binding. The coding region runs from base 1 to 567 and encodes 188 amino acids. The record is from RefSeq and is a predicted model, not a curated record. NCBI's taxonomy places the organism in Eukaryota, Viridiplantae, Streptophyta, Lycopodiopsida, Selaginellales, Selaginellaceae. The transcript has a single exon.